UUCAAAGUUCGCUCCAUAUUUUCCCGAAGUGGCGACAAUAAGACUAGGGCAGAGAGAGAAGAAAGAGAGAGAGAGAGAUGGCAGGUGGCACCACCUUUGCCAAGGCCAUUUGCUCAAUCUGCUACGAAGAUCUCAAGCCCAUUGUUGAAGACAUCCAAGCUAUCUCUAUAUGCGGCCAUGUCUUCCACGAGCUCUGUCUACAACAGUGGUUUGAAUACUGUUCGAACACGAAGAAAUGCACUUGCCCUGUGUGCAAGCAGCUCUGUUCGGCGAACAAUGCCAAUCGUCUUUAUUUUCAGUCGGUUGGAGACUCAAACGAUCCCGUCCUAACUCAGAAACCGAUCGAUUACGAGGAAGAUCCCGAAGAGUUGCACAGCGAAGUUAGCAGAUUGUUGACGAAGGUUACGGGACUUACUUCGGUCUUAGAGCGGCAGGGGAAGAAGCUCAAAGAGGUCGAUGAGGAGCUGUGUUCUUGCAAAGAGCAGGCAAAAAGGGAAGCAGCAUUGAAGAAUGAAGCCUUGAAACAAACAACUUCUAUGCAACAACUGCUUCACCUGAAAUCUGAGGAUCUUGAUAAAUCAACUUUAGAAUGCUUAAGGCUUCAAGAAAGGAAUAUGGCCCUGGCCAAAGAGCUUGCAGCAUUCAAAUUAGUGUCUGAUCUGGAUCUGGAUGAAGAGAAAGUUUUAAAGCUUGCCUCUUUUGGUAAUGGUGCCAACAAUAAAGAUACCAUUGACAUUCUAAGGAAAUCCUUGGUCAUGCGUAAUAGGAGCUACAAGGAAUUGAUGGCCAAAUGCAACCUCCUAGGAAGAGGAGAGGCUCGUUUCUGCAGAAAACUUGACAAGGCUAAAGAGAAGAUGAAUAAACUAAAGACAAGGGUACAGGAAUUGGAGACGGCUCUUGAAGUAAAAGAGAACGAAGUUUUGAGGUCUCUAAAAGCUUCAAAGAAAUCUAUUAGCAAUGGGUUUAAUGAGAAUGUUGUGAAUUGUAAUUGUAAUUCUAAUUCUUGGGCGACCAAAAUUUUUUUAUCUCAAGGUCAAGAGAGACAACUUUCUGCAUCCAUGCUUAAUUCCGAUGAGAGGGGUGGCUUGAAUGGUAAUCCAUCUUGUUCCAGGAAAAUGGAAAACUUCAGUUUAGCUAAUGAUCUGAAUGUAAAUUAUACUAAAAAGAGUUUAAGCACCAUGGCUGUUAAUAGAGAGAAAGAUGAAUACUUCUUGAUAGAUGAGGAUGCUUCAAAAUUUAAUACAGCUCCAUCUGGACCUUCAAAUCCUGAAGAAUUGACUAGGGAAAAUCUAACUGAGCAGAAGUCUACUUUGAGGUCAGAUGUACCUUCUGACAUGAAUAAAGAAGCUACAGUAUGGCAUGGACGGGAUAAUAUGGAAGAAAAUUUAGGUUCAAGAACUCCAAUUAAUAUGGUGAAGACUCCUGCCACCCUGGAUGAGGAUGUAAUGUUGCCUCUUGAUGAUAUUACGCAAGUUGAGCCCAAGCUUAACAUUAGAAGGGAGUCUCCAUCCCCACUACCACUUUCUGAACCAGGGGGCAUUUGUUUUUCUGGUGGAUUGCUUGGCCCUGAUGGAACACACAGGUUUUUGGGUAAAUGGUGCAAACGGAGCCAGACCAAGGGAUCAUUAGCAAAGCAUGGUUCAAGUUCAGGCAAUUUGAUUGCCAUUGGAGCUGAUGGGAGGGGUGGUAAGAUCAAGGUUCUGAGAUCUCCAAGCCAAUCUUCACUGGAUGGAAAGGAGAAUUCAGUAGCAGCAAAGAGAACCAAGUAUGGAUCCAAAACAAGUAUGCAGUCGCAAGGAUGCUUGCAAAUAGAACACUUCUUUGGGAGAGUUGGUGAAUAAUGAAAGUUUCCAGAGGUUUCACACUGGGGUUCUUGGUUUCUCAUUGUUGGAUCUCUUGUGGCCAAGAAGAUAAGGCAAAAAUCCCUUGUUAUGCUCCGUCCAUAAAUCUGGAAGAGGGAGAAGUAUGAAAGAAGCAAAUACCAAUGUUUCUACUCUA
This is a messenger RNA of Carya illinoinensis, 1998 nucleotides long. RefSeq lists its product as uncharacterized. The record is from RefSeq and is a predicted model, not a curated record. Bases 78 to 1841 code for a protein of 587 amino acids. Lineage: Eukaryota; Viridiplantae; Streptophyta; Magnoliopsida; Fagales; Juglandaceae. The transcript has 9 exons.